AUGAAGACAGUCUGCUGCACAAACUGCAAGCUCAAAAGACGCAAAUGCGACGAAACGAAACCCACAUGCGGUCGCUGCGGUAGCAAAAACGAACAAUGUCAAUGGGCUUCUCGCCUCACCUUCCGGGCCGAGAACGCUUUAGGUGUCGGACCAUCGUCGCUGCAUCGCCCAUCCGGACGCCCACCAGCGCGCUUUAAGAUUAAGGAUGUGACGGAGGAAGUUAUACGCGACUAUCGGCAUUAUGAUCCAGUGGACGACGUUGAUACACCAGAUCGAUUUGAUGAUCGGCAGACUCCCCCUUCUACUUCUACCACCAUAUCGCCUGCUACAGCCGACGAGCAGGUACCUCCGCAUCAUGCUCACACGUAUUGGACGUCAAACACGCCUUUCUCGGCUGCCGAGAAUACUCUAGUUACUCUCCAGUCGACCCAGUACGUUGCUUUACCCACUCCGGACGAUAUUGGAUCUAUCUGGCACAGUCCUGGCACCACUACGUACCUGGACGACAGCGUGUUUCUACCAGGUUCAGCGUAUCUCGAUGCGCAUUCCACAUUUCGGAGCCAUUUGAUACAGGAAGUGAGAUCUAAUGUGCCGACGAGAGAAGUUACACCGGAUGCUGUGCGUGUUGGACAGGGCUGGGAAGAGUCACAAGCAAACUAUGCGACAGAUGCAGCGAGGCACGUUACGGAAAGUUCUCUCGAUACCACUACCGUCGAUGAGUCAGAACCGACGAACGUCUCACCGCCUCAUCUGUCCGCGGAAGACGACUUCGAACUCUGGAAAAACUGGCUCGACGAAGUAGCACCCUGGAUCGAUAAAUUCGACCCAGAGCGCCACUUCCAACGCACACUACCCAUCAUGGCACGCUCACAUGAUCACUUGCGGUAUUCGAUGCUCGCUCUCUCGGCACGGCAAAUAGAGCGGAAGAACAACAGUAAACACACAUCACGCAGUCUAGCGCUCUACCAGACAGCCAUCCAGCUCGUCCUCCCACAACUACACACACGGAGCACGCCGGUGAUAGCAUCAUGCGUCGUGCUAUGCGUACUCGAGAUGCUGAGUAGCUCGGCGAAAGCGUGGCAUCAGCAUCUAGAUGGAUGUGCGCAUUUGCUGGAAGCUGUGGGGAUUAAUGGCUUCUCAGGCGGCGUUGAUCAAGCGCUGUUUUGGUGCUUUGCUCGUAUGGACGUCUGCGGCGGGCUUAUCGCAUCGUCUAAAACGCUCAUACCGGUAGAGCACUGGGCUUCUUCAGGAAUGGGUCUCGAUGCCGACGUGGAUCGCUUCCGUUCCGUUGGCGACUACAAUGUCUACGCGUGCGAAGCCGUGUAUCUCAUUGCUCAAAUCCUUGACCUACUGUCUUUCCAUUCAAACCUAGCCGGUCGCGUGGGCGCUACACCACGCUUACCCACAGACACAGAUGCCGCAUACACCGCACGCUGGACCCAACUCUGGCACCACAUCUCAACAUGGUACACCACGCGCCCCGCCGAGAUGCUCCCAAUCUCCUCCUUCACCCCACCCACCUCCCCCUUCCCGCGUCUCCUCUACAGCAACCCCGCCGCCAUGUCCGGCAACCAACUCCACCACACCGCCUGCAUUUUGAUGCUCCGCCACAAACCUCCCAACACUACCGUUACACCCAAGCCCAACUCCGUCUUCUGGCACGCAAGACAGAUCUGUGGAAUCUCGAUUAGCAAUGAUGAUCAUGCUGCUUGGACGAAUGCGAUUCAGCCGUUGUGGAUUGCGGGACAGUGGAUGAGCCAUGAGAGUGAGCAGAAGGCUAUUUUGCAACUGCUGGAGAAGAUUGAGAGACUUUCGGGGUGGAGUACGAAGUGGAGGGCGGAGGAUUUGAAGGAGUUUUGGGGGUAG
Alternaria hordeiaustralica is the source of this 1866-nucleotide messenger RNA. RefSeq lists its product as uncharacterized. Gene Ontology annotation, molecular function: zinc ion binding; transcription cis-regulatory region binding; DNA-binding transcription factor activity, RNA polymerase II-specific. The coding region runs from base 1 to 1866 and encodes 621 amino acids. The record is from RefSeq and is a predicted model, not a curated record. The transcript is spliced from 2 exons. Gene Ontology annotation, biological process: positive regulation of transcription by RNA polymerase II. Gene Ontology annotation, cellular component: nucleus. Lineage: Eukaryota; Fungi; Ascomycota; Dothideomycetes; Pleosporales; Pleosporaceae.